Molecule: messenger RNA, 11968 nt
Organism: Dermacentor silvarum
Lineage: Eukaryota; Metazoa; Arthropoda; Arachnida; Ixodida; Ixodidae
Product: pleckstrin homology domain-containing family G member 5-like
Exons: 24
Coding region: 2135-6265 (1376 amino acids)
Biological process (GO): Rho protein signal transduction; endothelial cell migration
Cellular component (GO): axon; endocytic vesicle; plasma membrane
Molecular function (GO): guanyl-nucleotide exchange factor activity
Source: RefSeq, a predicted model, not a curated record
GCAGUGUCGCCUUUGCAAGCGUUCCUCUGCACUCUCGAACUCGCGCGCGCGGCUCGGAGCCAAGGACGCGCGGCUGGAUGAUAUGUGCACGGAGACCAUUCAAACUGCUCGAGUGACAAGCGGUGCCAUUGUUUGGGAAGCCCGUCCCGUUCCCAGGGACGCCGUUCUCUGGUUCCCCGGAGUGUUCGCUGUCGCGCUGUGCUUUCGUGCGAUCGCGCGCGCCCUUCGUUAACGCACGGACUUUGAACGGUGCGGGAAAGCCGCCCGAGAAGCCGGUGCGUUCACCUCUACGGACCCGCACUUUCGGCUUUUAGGAUAACAUCUUCAGGGAAAAAAAUUCCGCUGCUACUGCCGCAGAGCUUCUCGACCAGGAAUGCAGGAAGCUCUCUCGGACUGCCACGGAUGAUUUGUCAGAGCCGGGCAGCAUUCGCGGAGAGCCUCGCCUGCUGAACAUCGACACCAUCAUCCACCCGUGCGCUGCGGACGACGACGACGUCCUUGCGUCAUUCGCGCCACGCCGCCGCGGCCCGCAGCAGCCUCGGCUGCACAGUAGUAAAGCCAGAGCCGACGACGGUAUCGCUCGCACACCGGUGCAACAACAGUCUCAUCUCGGCCAACCCUACCUUUAUUUUUUUUCCCGAGAAAGAAAGAAAGAGAAAAACAAAAACCUGCAGUGCUGGCUUCCAAGCAAAGGGGAGGGUACCGCCACAGCUGUCGUCGUCAGUGUAGUUUUGCACCGCGUCGUCUCUUUGAACGUUGCUAGUUAGGCGCGGCGCGCUGUGCGCCUAUAAAGUCCCAAGGGCAAACGGCGGUUGUGUACGGCAUACUCAAGAAAGACACUACCGAGCGACGCCCACGGAAUCGCAGCCUGCGCGAGCGGCGCUGAUAACCGUUCGCCCGCUUCGAGAAGUCUCCGAGGAUCAUCAUCUGGGACGUGCGCGUGUCCCUGAGUUUUUUUUGUCUCUCCGUACGGGUUUGUGCAUUGCGGUCUCUUUCUCCGUUGUCGGCGGAGACGCAGGUGGAAGCGGCGAAGACUAUCCUCCGAGCGACGCGCGGUGAUUCCGAAGCGAUAGCGAAGCCUGUUCUACCGCCGGUAUCGCGGGAUUAGGACAUCGUCGUCGACGGCGGCGGCGGCGGCGGUGGCAGUGUCGUCGUUCGUUCAGUGUGCAACGCAACCGUAGCCAAAGCGCUACCGACGAUGACGCCGUUCCGGAUGUCUCGUGCUGCCCGAUCAUGCCCACGCCUGCGUGGUGCGCUCGGCGAAUAACGAAGACAUAGGGCCAGUGUUUCUGGUGGUGGUGGUGUGUUUGUGUUUGUGUACCGUAGCGUGCGAUUCUCCACCGCGGAGGAGGUCCUGUGUUAGCGUGUUUGCCGUCGUCGGCCAGUGUCUGUGGUGCGUGUGUUUGUCAAUAACCAUAACGUCCGUCCCUCGAGCAAAACAAUCGUCGCCUCGCUGAGCCAGCGGCGGGAGUCGGCACUGUCAGCCCCUCGUUGAGAUUUUUUUUUUUUCUAGGACAGCGAAAGAAGCCGCUCAGUCGUAACUUCGUCGUCUGCUCUCGUUUCUCGUCUGCUAUCGACACCUUCCUCGGCCGUCGUCUGAAAUCGAAGAGUAACUUCGUGAAGAAGUGGAUGCGCUGACAUUUCAUGUGUCCCCCAAAGCGCCUCGGUUGGUUCGGCGGCUAGCGGCUGCGAAAAACGCCGACAGGAAGCACGAGGCAGCACAGACGGCCGCCGUGUAGUUCCCGUGAGUGAAAGUGUUCCUGUGGAGUGAGUCCGGGGACUUCCAGGAACUACAGAGCGGCGGCGGCGGGCGGCAUAGCGAGAUCUCGUCGCUAAUGAGCCAGCGCUAGUCGUGCAGCUCCAGACACGCCAGCAGACUCGCAAAUAAAGCAAGAAAGAAAAGAAAGCCGGCUGAUAGGCGAACAGCGGCGGCGACAAAACAAGCCUUCGGGAAAAAAAAAAGAGGUCCGUAAGUUUGCGGCGGCGGUGGGCGUCUCUUCCGAGAGAGUGUUUCCGACGCGCAAAAAAAAGCGGUUCCGAUGCGCGUCCGGUGUUUUCGGCGUGUCGUUGCCCCCGUCGGCUUGUGGUCGUGGACGUGCGUGUGAGUGGUUUACUCCCGGAGUUGGUCUCCCCGAUGCCUUCGAGCGUCGCGCCCAUGGCCAACGCCGCGUGCGUGUCGGCGGCAGCCCUGGCCGCCCCGCCAAGUUCCACACCGCAGCAACAGCAACAGCACCAACAGCAACAUGUGCAGGGACGCCUGGAUGGAUUUCAGUCGGCUAUCAACCUGCUCAUGCGCCGGCGAUUCAGCACUGGCCAGGAGACCGGUGCUCGAAAACGGCUGGCGCUCUUCCACCUCCGGCAGAGGAGUUGUGACAACGGCUGGGCGUCGGCGUCCGCGGCGUCGUCGCCGGACGACUCCUCCCACUACAUGGCGAUGGCGCCCAUCUACGAGAAGCCCAAGUCGGCCACCCUGCCGCCCAUGCACCACCACACGCACAGGGACCUGACCGGCACUUCUCUGGGAAGAAGCUCGCGGAACGGCAGCGCCUACACCCUCUACGAAGACGAAGACGGCUGCCCCGUCUUUCCUGAGCCCGAAGGCGCACCUUCCCAUUCUUCGCCAGCCGACUCGCAGCGACCGCACCGCGGCAGCCUGACCGCCGCACAGUCGGUGCCCUUCGGCAUCAGCGAACUGGGCAACGAUGAUUCCUCGCCCGACGAAAAGAAAGACGUCUACGCAAGGUUCUUCGCCAGAAAGACCCGAACCCUGGAGAAGGCAUCGCCAGGCAGCAGCAAGCAGAAGGCAGUGAAGAGCCUACGCUCGAAGGGCCGGGACCUCUCUUUGGCUCACCGGAGCAAGAGCCUGACGCAGAUCGACUGCCUGGAAGGCGGCAUGAGCCGUCGCGACGACGAGCCGAGCGGAGGCAGCAGCCCGUCGGACGCCUCCGGUCAGCCGCAGUCGCUGCAGUCGCAGCCGUCCCAGUCGUCGCCCUCGCACCAGCCGCCCCCGUCGCCCGACCGCCUCUCGGUGCCCGAGGACGCGCCGCCGCAGAGGAGCAGGCUGCGGCACACCUCACGGGUCCCUAGCCAAGAGUACCUCGCCGUCGCGAUAGAAGACGAUGUAGGGGACAUCCAGUUACAGGAGUCCAUUCCCGCGGUCAAAGGAGUCAUCCUACGGGAUGCCCUGACGUCACUGCUCGAGCGUCGGGGCCUGGACCUGUCGGCCGUGCAGGUGCUUCAGGAGGGCUCGCGGCGGCCCGCCAACCUCAGCCACGAGACGCACAAGUUCGCCGGUCAGCAGCUCAGGGUCAAAGCCAAAGAUGGCGCCGACCUGCGCGGAUCAGUCAGCCGUGCCAACAGCACGAGCAGUUUGAGCGGCGGGUCCUGGAAGACUCCGGCGUCUCGAACCAACAGCAAUGCCGGUCUCAAGGAGGACAAAAAGGAGCGCAAGAUCUCUGGGAGCCAAAGAGGGCGACGCGGAGCUGUGUCAGCUGAUGAGCUGGUGAACGAUACCAGUGCCAUCAGCAGUACUAGUCAAGAAAGCAGCUGGAAGGCUGGUAAAUCCAAGCCCGUGCUGGGGAAGCGCACUGGCAUUCUCCUCAACUCAUCCAAAACGGACAAAGAGAUGCGUACCCUGACAGAGUUGCUCAACAGCUACGACCAGAAUGGCAUCCCCAACCAGCCAGGGCUUCUUACCUUCCGACCUUCUUCGUCAGAGGAGAAGUUUCGACUGGAAGAUAACUGGACCUGCAUCGUUGACAAUCCUGAGUCCCUUCCAAAGCGGGUACGGAACCAACAGGAUGCCAUUUGGGAACUCAUUUCCACUGAAGUCUCAUACAUUCGCACCCUCAAAGUCAUCACUGAGCUGUUCCUGGCAUGCCUAUGCAAUCUGCAGAGUGAACGCAUUCUCCAAGAGAUCGACACCGAGCACAUGUUCAGCAACAUCCUCGAGGUGUGCGAGGUCAACCAUGUGCUGUGGGACAACUGCCUCCUGCCAGCGCUGACGGUUGCACGCGCCAACCGGACCCUCCUCAACCCGCUGCACCUGCAGGAGGGCUUUCUCCGCUUCGAGGAGACGUUCCAGCCGUACAUGAAGUACUGCCUUGAACAGACUACCUGCCUGCAUUAUGUCAAGGAGAAGCGACUUGAGAGCGAUCUCUUCAAGACCUAUGUGGCGUGGUGCGAAGCUAGGAAAGACUGUGAGAGGCUGCGCUUUACGGACCUCCUUGUCAAGCCCAUGCAGCGGCUCACCAAGUACCCACUUCUGCUCAAGGCCAUUCAUAAGAAGACCGACGACGACGAGGCCAAGAAUGCCCUCGUUGAAAUGAAUGAAUGUGUGGAAGCGUUCGUGUACGCUGUCGACGGGAAGCUGCGACACCUGCACGAGCGUGACAGGCUCAAGUCAAUCACGAGCCGCAUUGAAAGCUACGAUCCAUUUGACAUCAGUAACGACGAGGUUGAAAAGGCCCUCAAGGCCCACUGCGUGUUGGACCUGACUUGUCCCAUGCCGAGUUGUGGCAACCAGCAGAACAGGCAGCUCUUGUUUGAGACAUCAGGUGUCAAACUGAAGGACGCUGGCAGUUCAAGCAAGGUGGAUGUACACUGCUUCCUGUUCACUGAUGUGCUGCUUGUCUGCAAGUCGCUGAGCAAGAAGGGCGACCGCGUGAAGGUGAUUCGGCAGCCGUUCCUCGUUGAGCGGCUGGUCACGUACGAGCUGCGCGACAACAGUGGCCUCAUCGUCAUAUACCUGAACGACUUCGGUGUGGCUGCAUCGUACUUCCUCCUCUACACGAGCGACCCACGAAGCUUCAUGGACCAAAUCCGCAGAGCACAGGAGCAGUACCGGGAGGCGAAGUCGCAGGCGACGAGCGAAAAGCCCCAGCUGGGAUACCUGCAGGACUUGGACGACGAGGACGACCUGGACAUCCCACGCAGUGCACUGCUCGUGGCGGCCCGUUCUCCGCGUUCGUCCAGCCACUCGAGCCUGGUACAUUCGCACAGUGGCUCCAUCGACAUGAGCGACCCGGCAUCGGUGGCCUCCAUGGCUGGACCGCCCGUGCCCUGCCCAACACCCCUGUUUCAAGGAGCAGCUGCUGGUGGUGGCCAAGGCCGAGCAACAAGCUUCGAGCUUGGUGAGCUACGCAAUCCCAGCAUGACAUGCGACGACCUCGACGAGCAAGGAAGGUCGCGAAGCAUGGAGACGCGCACCUCGGGCCCAGUCUGCGUCACGGUCACGUCACCACGGCCUGAGCGGCGGGCUUUCCUUCUCAAGGGUGCCGGCACUAAUGCAACAUCGCCUAACACGCUGACUGUGAGCAUUCCCUUCACCCACCCGCAAGAGCUAGAGGAGCCCAAGGAGUACAGGAGCUACCCAACAUCCCCAACAAUUCAGGUGCCAGUCAUGUCAUCACUACCUCCUAAGAGCCUCUCGCCGACAUCUCGCUUUGCUGCCGGCCUACCGCAGCCUUUUCCAGGCUACAACCCGAGCGGAGCGAGCAAGCCACCCCUGCUGAAGACCAAGAAUGUGUCCGGCCUGGUGACUCACAGCGCCCCUCCCAGCGAAGGCCCGAGCCCCGUGCACAGCCUCGAGGGCCCGAAACCCCCCGAGGAGGCUGUCAGCCCACCCGACUCCGAAGACGAGAGUGGCCGCAAGCGUAUUUCCCGAAGAACAUGCCGGCCCGAGAGGCGGCAUCACACAGCCGACUCCUUUGAGCACCUGAAGAACCAGAGGGACCCAUCGAUCCACAAGCGACUGUCAUGGAACUGCGGGCAACAGCACGAUGCGUCGUCCGGCGGGGCCGGCACGGCCGGCCGCCUUGUGCACUCGUCAGAAGCGUUCCUCAAGAACAAACACGUUGCCAAGUGUCUGAGCAGCGAAUCUGUGUACAGUUCUAGUGGUGUAAGCAGUACGGGCUCCCUUUUGUUCAGCAGUGCGGGCAGCGGCGAUGCCUGCGACUGCUGCUGCGAUCCGAUCCCCGUUGUUGGGCCCACGGACGACCAAAAGCGGCUCACCAAUGGCGACGAGGACGAGGUGCCGCCAUCUUCAGCCGACGGGCACCACCAGCUCAAGACGUUGGGUGCACCAGGAGAGUGCAUCAAGAUAGAUGUGAGUGAAGUGAAGGAUGGGAUCUCAUCAGUGCAGAUUGUGGGUGCAGAGGGCAUGCCAGUGGCUCCUGGCAAGCCGGGCAAACCAUCCCGCUCGGACCUGCAAAAGAUGAAGGAGUUUCUUCUCAACAGCCGCUCAGUCGAGGCAUCUGAGGUAUGACAACGUCAAUAGUCAUCGGGAGAGACAGCACAGACAAGGGACAGGAUUGCCUCGGCAUUCUCGGCUUGGCUAAAAACGGCAAUUGUACAGCCUUCACUGUUUGUUUCGAACUAUCUGCCGGCGAGAGAGGGCAUUCGCUUCCAGCAUCCCCUGGGGUCCACUGGAACAGCGUGCUGUCCUUGUCUGGAUAUACAUAUCUCUGCAGUGUGUGGACAGCCAUCUGUGACGACGCAAUUGAAUGAUGACCACAUUGUAAUAUUCGUUUCAGAAAGAGUUUGUUGAACGGCAUAAGCCAUGAUUCUGUCUUUGUCCUCAGUGUGAGGUAAUGGCUGCCGUUUGGAUGGUGUAGCUCUGCUGCAAUUUUUUGAGACCCUGUCCCUGUUCCAUGUUGCCGACGUGCACUUUGCCAUGUGUGUGUUUCUGUGUGUGUGCGUGUGGCAGUCUGCUAAUGAGGCUGUUCCAUUGGUGUAGUACCUGGUCAUUACCUACCACACUAUGCAUAAGGCGUUUGUUACCUGUGCAUUCCUUGCUUCCCGUACUUACGAUGGCAGAGAAGUGAACGGAGUCAGUCCAGUAAGCAAAACAUAUGUGUACUUCAGCUGUUUAGAUGGUCUCUUUAAUUAGUCUCAAUAAGUGUAGUAAGUGCACAAAUAAUUUUGACAUUGUCUCAAGGCAGUCUGGCCGGACAGUUUUAGUUAAGUUCAGCCUAAUUUUGCUUUUAUGAUUAAUAUCAUUUAUUAAACUCCCAUUGGUAUGCCCCAAGUAUUCUUGUGAAAAAACUCUUAACAGUGAGUUUUUGCUUUGGGAGCUGUUUUAUUUAUGACAGGGUCGUCUUAUGCCUUAAGGCGCACCGUUUGGAGUUGGUGUUUGGUUUCCCUUUGUUUCUUGUACUGGCACUGUGCUACGAUAGAACAGGCUUGUCACCACUUUUCAAGGAUCGCUGCAUUACUGAACCCUCUCUAAGUCUUAUCUAGGAUAGAUGGUGCUUGAGGCAGGUGCUUUUGCGUUUUAUCACAUCACGUCAACAUUCUAUGCAGUCAGCCACACAAUGUGCAAUUUAUGGCAGACCUUUGGUUGCACACAAUUUUUUGCUUUUGAGAGCCUGCCGAUUUGUUCUCUCAUUUCAUCUUUCUAACGUUUUUGCCAAUAUAAUAUGUUACGUGCCAAACAGUUUCACGUAGUACUUUUUUUUUUUUUCUCAUCUCUUUUUCCACCAUCAGGUGGUUUACCGACUACUGCUAUACAUACACAUUGUUCUAAACUCUCCAAGACUACGCUUUCAUGUCUCUGAGCAGUCUAAUCACUCUCAGCUACCACUGUUUCGCCUGGGCCUUAAUGGCAUGAAGACUUGUAAAAAGCAAAAAAAUUGAAGCUUUUAUGCUAGACGCACUGUUACUCUCCUUUGCACUUAAGAUUUCUACGCCUUUUCGGGUGUAUUUCAUCACCCAACAGCCAUCUCUGUUCUUGUCGGCAUUCAUUUCUUUAAUACUGCAUGCCGAGUGCUUUCUUGUCAGAAAUGCCGUACUUACCAAAGCAUUCUUGAUUGGAGAGUGCUGAGUACACAGCAGUAAAGAAAUGAAAUGGCCCUGAUAAUGGCGACAGUUAAUGUCAUGCGAGGAAAAAAUCGUGCACCUGAAUGGCGUAAAAUUUCAAUGGUGUAAGUAGAAAGGAUGCAGUUUUCAACCUUUUGCUCCCUUUCUCUCCCCUUUUCUGACAAGCUGUGAUACAGGUCCUGAAAAAAAUAAAACAAUUCAUAGCUGCACUGACAAUACACAGGUCUUUGCCAUGUUUCGGUGAACAUAUUGCCAUGCAGCAUGUAAAUGUUAAUGAGCAGCAGGCUGCAAAAAGAAUUUUUGCAUUUGCAGCUGCUUCUGCUGCUGCUGCUAGCUUUCUAUUGUAUAGAUGCCGCUGCGACUUUUUCACUGUAAAGCAUCUAGUGUUUCAUAGACCUGUAGCUUAGUGACCUGUCCCUUGUAGUGAUUCUCGAACUUGUUAUUAUGAACAAAGGUUCUUAAAGCACUUGACUGUGUACAAAUUAGAGAUCUUCGCUCCGCCCCGCUCCCCCUCAGCUGGCUGUCAGUCUGAAGUCGGCCUCUUGCAGCAUGCACCAUUACCCAUGUGAAGUAACAAUGUUAAUGUCGUGGCCACAUUUCCUUUUUUGGCUGCAGUUGGUUUCACUUCACGUCCUUGCUUUCUGUCUGCAAUUCUUUGCAAUGGUACAUAUCUGAAAUGUUUUGCUUAGCGUGUUCAAUUCCAUAAAAAAGGGUAUGGCUUGACACAUGUUGCAGGAAUGAAUUCUUUCGCACAGUAAACACAGCUGGCGCAUUUCUUAACGGCACGAUUUAUUAGUGAGGAAAAGGCAUUUCUAUAUGUCUCAUUAUUCAAGCUAAAUUUCUCACCUCUCAUUUCCACUCGUACUUAGCAUGAACUGCCAUUGCUGCAAAUUGUAAAAGAUUGUCAGGCAUACUACCAUGUGGGUGCCGUACUGAGCAAACAUAAGAAAUUAUAAAUUUCCGCUCAUCUCAUGUGGAAUUGAAGUUAUUGUUUAAAUAUUAUCCUUUUGGCAUGCUGCUAAACUCUUUUUAAGUCAUUUUAAAGGGCUUUGUUUCUUUUAUCUCUUCUUGACUUAGCAGCCUUCAUGCCUCGCUUGACUAGGGCUGUAGUUUCUCUUAUGAGUCUCCCCAGCGAUUAAGCAUAUUCUUGCCGCCAUGCGCCCUUCUCUUGGCACGUAGCUCAAGACAUUGAAGCACAGUGCUCCCUUUGGGUAGAUGUUUAUUCAGGCACACUAGCACUACUACUCGUAUAGAAAGCACUGGCACCUGGUUUAGAUGUAGUUGUACCGAGCACCUUGUUUUUCAACCUGACGGUUGUUUGUGCCCCAUUGCAAUAUGUGGGAGGUCUGUGUCCAAGAGUUGUGCUGGCCACAGUCUGGAGCAGCGCCUGCAAAUGAAGUUUGCUCAUUCUGCUAGUUCAGGAAAGAAUUUUUUUUUUUUUAAUAUCAAGGGACUCCAGCUCUUUCUUGAAUUUCUUGUAUGUGAUCUUACCUUAACUCUUUUUCUGGGUGCCAUUUAUGAUGGCCUAUGCCGAACAUGUCAGGAAUGUUCAUUUUGCAGAAGAGCAGUAUUAAUGUUUUUAUCUAGGGUGGCUUGGUCAUGGACACAUCUUGAAAUAAAGAGUAACGAGGCAGCAAUAUGUGUAGAUUUUUUCAGAGGCCUGCAUUGGACCGAUGGCGUCAUGCGUAACCUGUAUUUCUUGGCAUCAUCUUGUGGAUGCGCUUUCAAGUUCACAAGCAGAAGCUUGAUGAAGGCCGAAAUUAAUCCCUGAUCCAUAGCAAACCGGCACGCCUUUCAGACCAUGGCCAACACACACUCUUGCCUGCACGCAUGUGUCAGGUGUCGUGGGAAGUCGGCAAUUCAAUGCGUGUUUAAGUAGCAACAAAUGUUGUAUUGGUGUGUACAUAGCGUGUCCACCAUUGUUCUUCUACGUGGGCUAUUCCUUGGGAUGCCUUUGCCCUCUGGUGUUACUUGAGGGGCUGCCAUGUAUGUGAACUUGUAUGCUUUUCCGCAUAGUGUGUCUGACUCUUGUUUGUGGUGCCAUUGUGAGUUUGGAUUUGUCAUUUGUUGCCAGCUCACACGACCUGUAGCUGCAGUAUUGUCAUUACGUGCCCAGAUGUACUCUCCUUUUUCUCGCAUGGAGAAGCUUGCCUGUGGAUAUUGCAAGACUUGUAUGUUCUGCGCAUGGCUACAUCCCCUAAGUUCUUAUCUUCCUCCUUAUUUCACAACUCUUUUUUUUUUCUUUUUUAUGAUUACCUCAAUGACCAUGCUGUGGUGACUGCCUGCUCUCAAGUUACGAGCAGCACAACUUAUGGUAAGGGCUGCACAAAAACAGGGUGGUAGCUGAUGCUGGGCAGAAAUUAGUGCCACUACUGACCAGCUCCUGUUCGACUAGCUUGCCACUCUUAUUUUUGUGCAUACUAUGCUGAAAGGUUGAGUCUUGAAGGCCAGUCGCUCACAUAGCUGAAACAAACUGCAGAUAAAAAUUGAGUAAGGGGACGCUAAUACAGGGCAUAAGAAUAGAGAGCUUUAGCGUACUGUCACUGCCGCCUUGCCAGCUGUGUGCAUGCCACCAUGCACAGUGUGGCUAGCGUAUGCAAACCUGGCAGGUAGCUGUAACUCUUAUGGUAGUAUGGUCGUAGUGGUAUGCUAAAACUCUCUAAUAUGUCCUUCCUAAAGCUGUACUGUGUGGCACUAUUAUGCAAAUUUUAGCAAGCGUCAUUGUUGCUGCAGUUGUUGCUUCAUCUUGUCCAGCGUAAUGUUCUUUUGCAGGCACUUUGACCUGCCUUGAGCCUUUGCAAAGCUUUUUGUUGUACAUGUGUUAAUCGCAGUGAAUUGUAAGCUUCACACCUUAUUAGUGGUGCAGAGUAAAAUAGAACAGAGUACAGUUGGGUUUCCAUGAUUUGCGACUGCAUAAUCUAACAUGGCUGAUGCUUGGUUAAAUUUGCAUUGAGACAGCGAUAACUACAUGCUCUUGAUUCUGUAAUUAAAAUGGUGCAGCACACGGCUAAACAACUUGCAUUUUAGGCAUAGCUGCCCUACAUUGAGUAAUAUCGCAUGCAUCUUCCAUUCAAUUUCUGCACCCAAGACCAGAAUAUAUGGUACUUAGACGCAUGGACAUAUAUAACCUCGCCUAUGAAACAGAAGAUGCCUAUAGGGGAAGCUGAUUUAACUGUAAAAAAGGCAAUACCGUAGUCCAAUUUAUGUUUGGCAGUAAGGUUGUUUUACUCAGUAGUUUAACAUAGAGAGUGUAGCAGCUUGUUAAAGUGAGCUGUUGCACCCUUAAGACCAAAACGCUGAGGGCUAGUCCAGGGGGGAUAGCUGUGUAAAACUUUUUAACAGUUACAUUUUUCCAGUCUGGUUGAAAACUUGGCUGUCAGAUAAUGGAAAAUCAAUCCUGACCCAGAUUAUUCAACAGUCUCUUACGUGAAUGUGGGCAUGCCAUACUAUCCAAAAGGAGAGGACUAUUCGCUGCGAUUGGCAGAAUUGAAAACACAUUCAGUUGAGAUUGUAAUUUUGUGUGUGUGUGUGUGUGUCCAGAGAUCUGCAUUCUGCUAUGUCCUCAGAAUGCUGUGUGAAUAACAGGUUCCAGCGCCCAUAUGUACAUAGCCUUAUAAAUAUGAAAUCGUUGGCGUUCUUUCGCGUGUCAAUAAGCGGCGAUGUUAUCGUGCCCGUUCGUCCUCCUGUCUCGAAGAACGAAUGGGAGAUUUUUCUUCGUUUCUUCUGCGACUGCAGUCGCACAAGUGUACAGCGUGAUUAGAAUAGAUAGAUAUUUUAUUUUCCUGCGAAUCAUAAUUUUUUAUCAUAAUUUAUUGCAGUGUGUAAUUAAUAACGUUUAGAUGGUAUGUGUGCGAAGAGAAAUAUAUGUUCAGCGUAUAUAUAUAGGGUUGUCACGAAACAGGUCAACCGUAUUGCUAUUCUAGCUGUGUGAGCAGUCGGCGUUCGAAGGUAUACAUGUAUACAUAUAUAUGUACGCACUACACAUGUAUAUUGGAAGAGAAAGCAUAAAAAAACAAACCCUGUGCGGCGCUUGUCCUUUCCCGUAUUAAUUUGAGAUUCGCACCGGGCACUGAUCUCGGAGCGCGUGUAAUCUUGGUUGAACUGUUAGUACAAAAAAAAAAUGUAUGAAUAAAAGCUGUUUUGCCUAAAA